GUGUGUCUCAGUGUCUCCAUGUCUCUCCCUCCCUCUCAUUCUCAGCCCCUGUGUUUCUCUCCUCAGUUUUCCUGCAGGAAGGAGGCUGUGGGCAAGGGCGCUCACCUGGUCUCUGUUCACAGCGAGGAGGCUAACAAGAACAUUAUCUGCAUCACCAUGAAAUACAACCACACCUCCCCCCGGGUCUGGCUGGGCGGGUUCGAGCUCUUCAGGAGCGAAAAAUUCGUUUGGAUCGACGGUUCCGAGUGGAACUACAAUCCCUGGGUCCCGGGACAGCCAGACAACACCGCGAACACAGAGGACUGUGUGGAAAUUAACUGGAAAAACACCGGCAUGUGGAACGAUGACAAAUGCAGCGGGGGGAAAUCUUAUAUCUGCGGGUUCAAGGACUGAGCCAAGAUCUGAGAGCCAGACCAACACCGAGUUACCCCGGCAACGCUGCCCAGGUGGCUUUGACAUCUGGAAUCGAUAUCCUCCCUUUACAGGAGCGCUGACCAUCUUUAAAAUCCAUUCUCUCACCUCUUAUUAGCUUUAUUAACAGGAUC
Messenger RNA from Polyodon spathula (Mississippi paddlefish), 545 nucleotides. Its product is annotated as lectin-like. The record is from RefSeq and is a predicted model, not a curated record. The transcript has 3 exons. Gene Ontology annotation, molecular function: signaling receptor activity. Bases 19 to 393 code for a protein of 124 amino acids. Lineage: Eukaryota; Metazoa; Chordata; Actinopteri; Acipenseriformes; Polyodontidae.